Uncinocarpus reesii 1704 is the source of this 2133-nucleotide messenger RNA. RefSeq lists its product as uncharacterized. Gene Ontology annotation, cellular component: endoplasmic reticulum membrane. Gene Ontology annotation, biological process: phospholipid biosynthetic process. Gene Ontology annotation, molecular function: glycerol-3-phosphate O-acyltransferase activity; glycerone-phosphate O-acyltransferase activity. The record is from RefSeq and is a predicted model, not a curated record. Lineage: Eukaryota; Fungi; Ascomycota; Eurotiomycetes; Onygenales; Onygenaceae. Bases 1 to 2133 code for a protein of 710 amino acids. The transcript has a single exon.
AUGGCGCAGGGAGACAUCAUUCCUUGGGUGUACGAUUUUGGGCUAUGGAUUUUUGCACUUUGCCUCAGUCUCUUCUUCCGCGAGGUUCAUCCCCGGGCGACAUGGCGGGUUCCCAAGCGCGGUCCCGUAAUCAUCGUGGCGGCACCCCACGCGAACCAAUUCGUCGAUUCCCUCCUGUUGAUGCGCAUUGUGAAAAACUAUACCAACCGCCGGAUAUCUUUCCUUAUCGCGGAAAAAUCCAUGAGGGAGCCCUACAUUGGUAUCAUGGCGCGCCCCAUGGGAGCAUUGCCGGUGGUACGGGCGAUGGACCAUGUCAAGCGAGCCGAUGGCCAAAUCUAUCUUCCUGACCCAGAGAAUGACCCAACUCUUGUUCGUGGCAAAGGGACGGAUUUCACAAACCCGCUAUUCAUGAAGGGCGGCUCAAUAAUCCCCCUUCCGAUAGGGAAAAAUGGGCCGGAACAGCAGAAUAUCGAGGAGAUACUUGGACCUGAGGAAUUGCGGCUCCGAAAGCCGUUCAAACAAUUCAAGCCUGACCAUCCACUGUACGAACGCUUGCGGACGGGCACCGAAUUCAAGGUUGCGCCGCAUAUUGAUCAAGGCAAAAUGUUUGAUGCUGUUUACCGCGACCUCUGUGCUGGAGCUUGCAUUGGCAUCUUCCCCGAAGGUGGAAGUCAUGAUCGCCCCAGUUUACUCCCUUUGAAGGCCGGCGCCGCCAUUAUUGCGUUGGGCACCCUGGCGCGGGAUCCGAACUGUGGUCUUUCCAUCAUGCCAUGUGGCCUGAACUACUUCCAUCCACACAAGUUCCGUUCGCGCGCUGUCAUCGAGUUUGGCAACCCUAUCCAGAUUCAUCCCGAUCAGGUUGAAGCUUUCAAAGCUGGAGGUGAUUCCAAACGUAACGCUGUGGGCUCGUUGCUUGAGACAAUUCAAGAUGCGCUCGCAGCCGUCACGCAGCAGGCGCCAGAUUACGAGACAAUGAUGCUCAUCGAGUCCACGAGAAGAUUAUAUAAACCCCUACGGAUGAAGCUUCCCCUGCCUGUGGUCAUUGAGCUAAAUCGACGGCUUCUCAAGGGCUAUACCCAGUUUAAAGACGAACCUCAAGUGCUCCAGUUGAAGAAGGCCGUGUCUCACUACAACCGACAGCUGAACGCUCUGGGAAUUAGAGAUCAUCAGGUCGAAUGGGGUGAUGCCAGGAGUCGGCCACGGUGGUUGGUUCUGAUCACUCUGUUGUAUCGCAUUGGAGAGCUGUUCACUUUGGCUGUGGGGACUUUGCCGUCUCUCUGCAUGUUCUGGCCGGUUUUUGUCACUUCAAAGGUCAUUUCUAUCAAGAAGCAGCGCAAGGCACUCGCUGCAUCUGUUGUUAAACUGCAGGGCCGCGAUGUCGUUGCGACUUGGAAAAUGCUUGUGGCGAUGGUACUGGCACCAGCACUUUACACCUGGUAUUCGGUUAUAGUGACACUCUGGCUACGCUACUGUCGUCAUGACGGCUAUUAUUCUUCAAUCGUUCCAUGGUGGAUGAACGCAAGGGUGUACAUCCCCGAUUUCAUUCCUCUGUGGAUCUUUUAUAUUUUCUUCUUUGGGCUCAUGAUUUUCGUGUCUUUUGCUGGUCUCCGCAUUGGUGAGAUCGGCAUUGACGUCAUGAAAUCUCUGCCGCCGCUUUUCGUUGCGUUGAACCCAUUGUCGAUUAAUUCGUUGGCCAGAAUCCGAGCUGAACGCCAGGCGGUAUCAGCGCAGGUGGUGGAGGUGAUCAAUCUGUUUGGGCCAGAGAUAUUCCCCAACUUUGAGUCCGAGAAACUGGUCGACUACGGGCAGGGCCACGAUGAUGCCUAUUGGUCGCAACUGAAGACCGUGGCGCCUAGCGAGUCUGAGUAUGGAGGAGAGAGUCGAAGUCGCAACAGUCGAAGUAGCUCGACGAGUAGCAGUUUUCCUCAGUAUGAUGGCCUUUUAAAGCCUCUGACUCCCAUGGAAUCGAGGGACGACACAGGUGAGUUGAACAAACGGAUCAGAGAUGCCAUGCAGGAGAGGGGUCGAAAACGCUUCGAAUCUGAAUGCAUGGCGGACGAGGAUGAAUCGUCGGAAGACAUUUCUGGUGGUAGCGGAGCGGGCGCAGGAGCCGCGGAUAAGAAGACGAAUUAA